AUGACACCUUCAUUUUUCAUCAUCAUCCUUAUUAUCUUCAUUGUGGAAAUAGCAGGAGCUGUUGUAGUGUUGGCUUUCUCUUCUUUGUCAAAGAUCUUAAUUGAGUAUCUUGGCAAUAAGGCGGGGCAAUACCUGCGGGAAGAUUACGGUUUGAACAAUGAAUUGACUACAGUUUGGAAUGCAACGAUGAAGGAGAUGAAGUGCUGUGGAUUUCAUGGAUAUGAAGAUUUCAAAAACUCCACCUACUACAGGAAUAAUCUUGAAUUUCCUCCAGUCUGCUGUGAUUUUAAGAGCCCCUGCCAGGAGUCUAGUAUAAGCCAUCUGACCAAGGGUUGCUUUACCGCCUUUGAGUCCUUCCUAUCUAAAAAUGGGAAGAUUGUCGGGGGAGUGACUCUCGGAAUUUGCGGUCUGGAGCUUGCAGCCAUGAUUGUCGCACUCAUGUUGUUUUGCCAGAUCAGAAAAAAGUAAUCGAUUGGAUCUGCCAUUCUUUUUGCUGGGGAUAUCUCGUUUAAUGGUGGUACUAAACAUGAAUGCAGAGGGUGAAGCCAUGUGCUAUGAUUUAGGAGAGUACACUCUGUGUAGUAUCACCUCUCUAAUUCAUGAAUUUCCGGCAUCAGCUUGUCAGUUUGAUUGUCAUCUGAGCAGAUCCCAGCAAUGGUCAAAGAUUAUCAGCACUGUCACACCGGAGCCUACCGCACGUCACCUUAUUAUAUAAAUUCUAUUUUCUUACACUUUUUAACCUAUAAAGACUUAUAUGAUAACGCAUUGUAAAGAGCAAAAAAAGAUGUGCGCAGUGCAAUAACUGACAUCAACUGAUCAGAUUUCAGUUUAUGGUAGUUAGGAAAUAUAAAGACUGGUUGCUCACGGUUACUGUAAUUUUUACAUUAUUGGGCUUAUUCAAUAAGGCAUAAAGCAAAGAAAAAAAUAUAAGUAACAUGUCUCCCAAUCAGCCAAUCCGAUUUCAGCUGUCUUUUUUUGCAGUGCAGCUUAAAAAAAAAAA
This is a messenger RNA of Rana temporaria (common frog), 1000 nucleotides long. Its product is annotated as tetraspanin-1-like. Lineage: Eukaryota; Metazoa; Chordata; Amphibia; Anura; Ranidae. Bases 1 to 468 code for a protein of 155 amino acids. The record is from RefSeq and is a predicted model, not a curated record. Gene Ontology annotation, cellular component: membrane. The transcript is spliced from 6 exons.